AUGCUGGGAGUUGCAGCUUUUGCCAGCUCGCUUGCUUUCGCCUUCUGCUAUUUUAUCCUGAUACCCUUCGUCAACUACUUCCGCGAUCCUAAGGGCCUGCGAAAGUACCCCAAGCUGACCUUCUGGUCUGGCAUCUCCGACCUCCCUUUCAUCUACGAGGCACACAAGGGAUUCCGAUCCAAUGCCCUCCUCAAAGCACACCAGAAAUCACCGGUGAUCCGAAUUGGGCCCAAUGCCCUGUCUUUCUCCAGUCCAAAGGCCAUCAAAGACAUCUAUGGCCACAACACUGCAUGCACGAAAGACAUCUUCUAUCAAGAGCUCGCAGGAUCACAUUAUCACCUGGCGGAUGUGAUUGACAAGUCCGAGCAUGCUCGCAAGAGAAAGAUGCUUUCGAGCGCCUAUGCCAUCAAGAACCUGGAGGGAUGGGAGUACAAGGUGGCAGAUAUGGCCAGCCGGUUGAUCCGGGCGUUUGAUGCUCGCUGCACCGCACCCCUCCCGGCCGGACAAGAUCCCAAGGAGGAGGACCUUACCAUUGACUACCGCAAGUGGACCAAUCUCUUCACGGUUGCGGCCAUUGCCAACAUUGGCUUGAGCGAGGAUCUUGGGUUUCUUGACCGCGGUGACGACCUGAUCACAUCUGAAGCUGCGGAUGGCACCCUGAAGCAGGUACAUUUCCGAGAGUGUCUACAUGCCACUGCCUGGGUGCAGUCGAAUCUGGUAUGGUCUUACGACUGGUACAAGCGAUUUGCCGCUCUCAGCAAGCUCGUGUCAUCGACAUAUCGGAAGAAGUGGCAAUUGAACCAAGACUGGGAUGGUAUUGUGCGGAACCGAGCCACGACCCGGUUCAAGCGAUACCAGGCGGGCGAGAAACUGGACGACUUCUUCACCGCCAUCCUUCACGACAAGUCAGGGACACCCAACAAUCUGGAAUGGGGUGAGAUGGUGGCCGAGGUCAGCAUCAUGAUGAACGCUGGGUCUGACACGACGGCCAUUGCCAUGAACAACGUCAUGUUCUUGCUGUUGAAGCAUCCCGAAUGCUUGAAGAAACUCCGGGAAGAGCUUGACGGCGUGUUGGACGAGGACGAGGAGGUGGCCCCCUACGACAAGGUCAAGCAUCUCCCUUACCUCCGAGCCUGUCUUGACGAGGCUCUACGGCUUCUCCCACCCACUACAUUUGGUCUUCCUCGACGCACCCCACCUGAAGGAGCACCUGUCGACGGCGACUUUGUGCCAGGCAACACGACAGUGUCGAUCUCGUCUUACAUUGCCCACCGCAACCCAACCAUCUUUGCAGAACCAGAGCAGUAUAGGCCAGAGAGAUGGCUGGGCGAUGCUGGCAAGGAAUUGCAGCCUUAUUUUAUUGCCUUUUCGGCAGGAGCACGCGGCUGCAUCGGACGUAAUAUCAGCUACCUGGAGCAAAUGGUGGUGCUGGCUUCAGUAUUGCACCGCUACGAAUUUGCCCUGCCACAUCCCAAGUGGGAGCCGACAAGAAGAGAAAACUUCAACCUGUCUCCAGGGCCCAUGCCGCUCAAGAUCUGGCGGAGGAAGAAUGCAAGCGAGGCAUGA
Messenger RNA from Exophiala dermatitidis NIH/UT8656, 1566 nucleotides. Its product is annotated as cytochrome P450 monooxygenase. Gene Ontology annotation, molecular function: iron ion binding; oxidoreductase activity, acting on paired donors, with incorporation or reduction of molecular oxygen; monooxygenase activity. NCBI's taxonomy places the organism in Eukaryota, Fungi, Ascomycota, Eurotiomycetes, Chaetothyriales, Herpotrichiellaceae. Bases 1 to 1566 code for a protein of 521 amino acids. The record is from RefSeq and is a predicted model, not a curated record. The transcript has a single exon.